Molecule: messenger RNA, 657 nt
Organism: Aspergillus tubingensis
Lineage: Eukaryota; Fungi; Ascomycota; Eurotiomycetes; Eurotiales; Aspergillaceae
Product: ABC transporter family protein
Exons: 1
Coding region: 1-657 (218 amino acids)
Source: RefSeq, a predicted model, not a curated record
AUGCCGUCCUCUAGCAAGGCCAGAAAGGCCAAAAUGGUUAAGAACCAACCCAGCAUCAAAAACUACUUCAAGAGGAAGCAGGAUGAGGUCAAGGCACCAAUUCCAGCUACCUCUCGUCCGAUCAAACGUCGCCGGGCCUGUGGCAUGGAUGAUGGGUCGGAUGGGGAUGGCAGCGGCUGCAAGGACAGUGUCCCUGAAAACAAGCUGCCAUCAAGUGAAGGUGAUCGCAAGCUGGACAGUGUCCAGAAGGCCUCACCUUUGCUCCUGAAGUGCGGGGAAAGUGAGAUGGACUGCGUCCAUCCUGCGACCCUGCCUGAUGACGAUUCUGCCCUCAUCAGUGAUGGGGAACAGGACGUUAUCGACGUCGAAGUCGGUGACAAUGAGUAUAUUGCCUGCCCAGACGACGACGUCGAGGUUAACGAUAAGUUCGAAGUCAUAGUGACUUAUGUUACUCAUCGCCUCACCACACCUGUCAAGACGGACACAAAGUUUCUUAUCCAAAGGCGCUUCCGGGUCAGUGACCCAGAAGACCGGAUAAGAAUGCGGGCUGGCCAAGAGGUCCAGCACGCUGAUAUGUCGCUAGACGGCGAGCUUGAUAUACAGUGUAUGUCAGCUUCAACAGUGCUGCAGGCUGGUCCAAGGUGUCCAGCAGGAUGA